Messenger RNA from Silurus meridionalis, 3816 nucleotides. It is a transcript of the gene ripk1l, whose product is annotated as receptor (TNFRSF)-interacting serine-threonine kinase 1, like. Gene Ontology annotation, biological process: signal transduction; protein phosphorylation. Gene Ontology annotation, molecular function: JUN kinase kinase kinase activity; protein binding; ATP binding. Lineage: Eukaryota; Metazoa; Chordata; Actinopteri; Siluriformes; Siluridae. The record is from RefSeq and is a predicted model, not a curated record.
UAGGAAACUGUGGAGGUAUAAAAUGACGCCUUUGUUCUGCUAUUGAUUACUUCAGUCUGGAUGGAUGGAUGGAUGAAGGCGUGUUUCCACGUUUUGGAGUGGUUUUUUCCAUCUCUGGCUUUCGUUUGAGUUGCUGUUUGUACAAUACGGAAACAGUGUGCAGGAAGUGAAUGUAGGAUACAAUGUACGACGUUGUACACUUAUAAUAUGUAGCUGCUCCUAUCGAAAUCCCUUAUAAAAGCGCACGUAUAGAGCACAGGAAGCCAUUUGCGAUUUGGCCCAUGUCUCAUUAAGCAGUGAAACCAUGGAUUUGGGCAUCAUGAGGUCCUCAGACCUCAUCAAGAAGGAGCGUCUGGAUUACGGCGGAUUCGGGGAGGUGUUUCUGUGUUACCACAUAACACUGGGACAUGUGGUGCAGAAAAGAGUUUACACCGGACCACCUCGUAAAGAGCAGAGGUCGUCUCUGCUGGAGGAAGGCAGUCUGAUGAGCAGGUUGAAACACGAGCGCGUGGUCAAGCUGCUGGGGGUCAUCCUGGAGGACGGAGAUUACUCCCUGGUCAUGGAGCUCAUUCCUAAAGGCAACCUGCUGGCCAUGCUGCAGAAAGUGAGCGUUCCAGUGUCCAUUAAAGGAAGGAUAAUUCUGGAGAUCCUGGAGGGAAUGGUUUAUCUAACAGACAACCACGUGAUCCACAAGGAUCUGAAACCGGAAAACGUCCUGGUCGACGAACGUUUCCAUAUAAAGAUUGCAGACCUCGGGCUUGCCACGUGUCAGACGUGGAGUCGUCUGACGAGGGAGGAGUCACGCAGACAGAGUCGGGGAGGAAAGAAGUCGUGUGUGGUGGCCGCCGGGACGCUGUGCUACAUGGCUCCCGAACACCUGGAAAGCAUCAACACUCGCUCCACGGAAAAGUCGGACGUUUACAGCUUCGCCAUUGUAGUGUGGGUUAUUCUGACCCGCCAGGAGCCUUAUGAGAAUGCUCUUAGUCAAGACCACAUCUGUCAGUGUGUACGUAAAGGAGACCGUCCAGACGAGGGCCUUAUUCCGAACGAUUCUCCAGAACAGAUCAUCUCUUUAAUGAAAAAAUGUUGGGGGCAUGACCCUCAGAAACGACCCCGCUUUAAAGAGAGCUACGACAACUUUCUACCUUUCUAUAAGCAGGACCUGGAAAAACAUGUUGAGCGGGAUUUAAAAGCCCUUAACGAUUCAUAUGAAGGUCCACCAGAGCUGCUGGAGAAGUUAAAAACCCUGUCGACAGAGCCAGGAGUCACAACCACAGGAUUGGAGGCUCCAUCUUUUCCACAACGCUCUGGUGACUCUCCUACCCCUCUGAGGAGUUCAGACCUGGGGCCAGUGGAAGCCAGCUUGGAGGACCUGAGCUUAAUGACCUCCGGUUCCUUUCAAGUGGACGCGGUUCCCGAUCAGUCCUCCACCCCUUUGGACCUGGAGCAGAAACUGGACCAAGAGUUCAACUACCACAAAUGCGGCAGCUACAUCCCCGAGCCUCAGCCCAACCUCCCCUCUGCCCAUAGCGCCAAUCCACUCUUGCAGGCUGCACCACCUUCUAACUGGUUACCAGAUGUUCCUCAGCAGGUGUCCUCAGUGCAGUCUUGGUCCAAACCUAACCCGUAUCCUCAAGAGUCUGGGUUCAGGCCGGAUUAUGACACCCAAAUAUCAGUGCCGCCUUCACAUUGCACACCGUACCAACAGUCGAAACCUUUGGAACGCCUGCAGUCCUGGCCUUCUGACCUCUCUGCAACAGGGUUUUCUCCUCAGACAGAAACAGGCGGAUCGGUGUACAUCACUCAGGCCAGCGGGAUUCAGAUCGACAACAACACCAUGAAUUUCCGCAGUAUUGACGGUUCGUCCGUCAGCUCUCAGUUCAGCACUUUGUCCUCCAACUCGAAGUAUAAAGAUUUACUGAUGAAGUAUGAGGACCAUGGUGUAACCGAUGAACAUCUGGAGCUGAUUCGAAAGAACAUAGGCGCCAAAUGGAAAGCCUGCGCCCGAAAGCUGGGCCUCACCGAGGUGGAGAUCGACGCCAUCGAACACGACUACGCACGCGACGGCCUGGCCGAGAAGGUCCACCAGAUGCUGGAGCGCUGGAAAAUGAAGGAAGGUCUUCAAGGCUGCACGGUCGGGAAACUGUGCCGCAGCCUGGAGCAGUACGUUAAAGCAGACGUGCUUAUCGAUCUGCUGCACAAGUCUCAGGACUUCACCUCGCUUUCAAACGCCAGCGCUAUGAGCCUCUUCUAACGUUAUGUAAUCCUGGUGAAUUUUAAAUGCAAUGGGAUUUUUUUUUUUUUUCCACAUUUUAUAUUACCAAUUUUUCAUGAUUCACAGAUAAACCAGCUGAUGUAUAGACACAAUUAAUUGUAUGUUAUUUUGCUGAAAUAUAAGAGAUGAAAAAUGAUUGUCAUUUACAUUUUUAAUCAUUUGCCUAAAAGAAAAAUAUGAUAUAAAUAAUCAAUUUGAUGAUCAUUUUUGAAUCAUGAAAAUCAGUCAAAUACCAAAAAACAAUCCCAAGUCAUCACCGUUCUCAAAAUGGCUAAAAAAUUACUGUACAAAUGUAACACAAUAUUUUAUAAUGCUGAAAUCCUUAAAUAGCAUUUUAUACAAGGCUCAGACUAGAACUGGACAAACGUUUGUGGACACCAGAGCGUAAGAUUUGUGCUUUUUUGUUGAACAUUCCACAUUUUGGAUAUCUUGUGGUGGUUCACAUUCAUCCUUAAAAGGGUUGAGAUCAAAGCUCUAAAAACAUAUCUUCCACAUCAUCCAACCCAUGUUAAGCAUAUCUUCAUGGAGCUGGUUUUGAAAAGGUUUGGGUCCUCUAGUUGAAUUGAAGGAAAAGUUUCUUGCUGCCACGUCCAAAGACGUCCAACUUUGCGGUAACGGUUUGUUGAAGAACCGCAUCUGGCUGAAAAAGUUGUGUCCCAAUACUUUUGGCAUUAUAGCGUACGAAGUGUACGAUCAUUUGAAGUGAAAAGUUUGUAGGACGCCUACAGCGUAGCAUUUUUUUUUUAAGGGUUCUUGGAUGUUCCUCUAAAUGGUUCUGAUUUACUGUUUUGCCAAAAUAUUUGAGGCAAAAUGCUGAAACAUCUGUCUGUUUCUUGCUGUUUAUUCUGGUUCUAAAUGUGAACCCGAAAUUUGAACAAUUUCUCACGUUGUUUCCGUUUCGGUUUUCCACAGUAGUCGAAUCGCCGUCGGAAAACUCCGAAUGAAUUUUUUUUUUUAUAGCUAAUGGUUGUGAUGUGAAUGAGGUUUUUGACUGUUUUCCCAGGGGUCUGUUUUUACAUUUAAUUCAUUGAGGGUCAAUGUGAUCUAUUGGGUGAAGAAUCAGGAACAUAAUUUACAUGUUCAUAAUGUUCAGGAAACACACCAACGUUUUUUUUCAUCUACCAGAGCGUGAGUGAGGAGGCUCGGGAGGCUCCGAUUCCAUCUUAUCCCAAAGGUUUUCUCAGGGAUUUUUUUUUACUUCUUCAACCUUGUCUACAUGAAGUUAUACAUUGUGUGAGGAACAUUUCGAUCCUGGAACGGUGUCCGAGCCUCGUAGUUUCUAUUGCUACAGCAUAUUUUAUUUUUAUUCAAGUGUUUGAGGUAGAAACCAUCGAUUAGGUGUGAUCUUCAGGUGUCCAUAUACUUUUAGAUCCACACAUGCUUUAUAGUGUAAGAAUGAAUGGAUUAUAUGAAUGUUUCUGUUGAAGGCUUUCUUGGGAACAUUGCAUGCCGAUGUGAGCAGUAACGUGUUUCUUCUCGGAAAAAUGCUGACAAUGUAAAGGACAUUUUAUAUAUAUUAUAAUAAAGAGCUUGAAAUGAGA